Molecule: messenger RNA, 2142 nt
Organism: Plodia interpunctella (Indianmeal moth)
Lineage: Eukaryota; Metazoa; Arthropoda; Insecta; Lepidoptera; Pyralidae
Gene: Fcp1
Product: TFIIF-interacting CTD phosphatase
Exons: 12
Coding region: 37-2100 (687 amino acids)
Cellular component (GO): nucleus
Molecular function (GO): RNA polymerase II CTD heptapeptide repeat phosphatase activity
Source: RefSeq, a predicted model, not a curated record
GGUCACUUUUCUUCAAACGCGCAAUUUCCGUUCAAAAUGGCUGACAAAACUAUGUCUAUUUUUGUUCCAUCUGAAAAGCCUGUAAAAGUAAAUAAAUGGAAAAUUAAACAAGGUGCAUUUGUUUCGCAAGGCCAAAUAUUAUUUUUGUACAAUGAUUCGUCUGGCAGUAAUACCGAAUUGAAGAAAUAUAAGGUUGUGCGCGCUGGUACUAUCUCGUCGAUCAAGGUGAAGGAAGGAGACAUUGUAGAGCCUGGAACACCUGUAGCAGAGUUGGAAGAAUGUCGUCACCCAACGGUGAUGAAGGAGAUGUGCGCAGAGUGUGGAGCAGACCUUCGCGUCGACGUUGGCCCCAAACGGGAUGUUGCAGUGGUCCCCAUGGUUCACUCUGUACCUGAGCUCAAGGUGUCAGAAGAAUUGGCACAGAAACUAGGCCGUGAAGAUGCAGAGCGUCUUUUGAAAGACCGAAAGUUGGUACUGCUUGUGGAUUUGGAUCAAACUUUGGUUCACACAACCAAUGAUAAUAUACCACCGAAUUUAAAGGGUGUAUUACAUUUCUUUUUACGAGGUCCCGGAAGCCCGGGUCGUUGGUGCCACACUAGAUUUCGGCCACGAACAAAAGAGUUUUUGGAGUCUGCUUCUAAGAACUACGAGUUGCAUGUAUGCACAUUCGGAGCUCGGCAAUAUGCCCAUGCUAUUGCUGACCUUUUGGAUCCAGAGAAGAAGUAUUUCUCCCAUAGAAUUUUGUCCAGAGAUGAAUGCUUCGACGCUAGAACAAAGUCUGCUAAUUUAAAAGCGCUAUUUCCUUGCGGUGACAACAUGGUGUGCAUUAUUGACGACCGCGAAGAUGUGUGGCGCCACGCCAGUAACCUGAUACAUGUCAGGCCAUACUCAUUCUUCCAAUGCACAGGGGAUAUUAAUGCCCCACCAGGAGCUGAUGAUAAGACAAGAUUAAUAAUUGGCAAGAAUGGUUCAAAACCUUCAGUUAUCAAUCAAAUGCCGACAUUAGACCUAGAGCCAGAUCAAAAAGGAGACAGCACUGACAAAAGUGAAGAGAAGAAAUGUGAAGCAGCAGAUGAUGUUGAAAAUGGUAAAACACUCUCUAAGGACAAGGCAAAACCCAGUGAAGAAAAGAAUGAUGAAGAAAUUGAUAGGAUAGAUGAGGCUGAACCUCGCUGGGUGGAGACAUCCGAUGGUCAAAUAGAAGUGGAAGACCCUGAUGAUUAUUUGAUAUAUUUGGAAGACAUACUGAAAAGGAUACACAAACAUUUUUACGAUCUCUACGACAAGGCAGAAAACAAGCGAAUUCCAGAUCUCAAAUUGGUGAUACCUGAAGUGAAAUGCGAAGUGCUGUCUGGAGCCAGUCUAGUAUUCAGUGGUUUGGUGCCAACACACCAGAGAUUGGAGACAUCCAGAGCUUAUUUAGUGGCAAGGAGUUUGGGGGCAGAAGUCACUCAAGACUUCACUGAAAAUACCACACAUUUAGUUGCAGUUAGAGCAGGAACAGCGAAAGUGAACGCAAGCAGAAGACUAGGUGAAGGCAAAGCGAACAAGCUUCAUGUGGUGACGCCCGAGUGGCUGUGGGCGUGCGCCGAGCGCUGGGAGCGCGUGGACGAGCGUCUGUACCCGCUGCAGAGGGGGGGACAGAGCAGCAGCCGACGGCCGCCGCCGCACUGCAGCUCCCCGCCGCCCGCGCCGCGGCGCCGCACAGCCUCGGGCCGCUUCAUGGACACGCUCAACCCGCUGCUGUCCUUCUCCAGCGACGACAUCGCCGACAUGGACCGCGAGGUAGAGGAUAUCUUCAAUGAAUCGGAUGAGAGUUCGUCAGACGAAUCGAAACCCAAUGAGGAUGACCUCGAUGAUGAGGAGAAUCCUCCCGAAGACCGAUUGCUGUCUGUUGAAACCGAAGAGGACACGCAGGACCGGUUACAGGACACUUUAGGCUUAGGAUCCAGUGAUUCAGACAUAGAAGACGGUACCCGGCCCCGAAAGCGGGCGCGCGCGGCGUCGCCGGCGUCAGACGACGAGCCGCCGGACGACGACGACAGCUCCUGGAACCUCAUGGGUGCGGCGCUCGAGCGGGAGUUCCUCGCGCAGGACUGAUGCCCGCCUCGCACCCGACACAAAUAUAAUGCUAGUGCUACA